AUGAGUACUCCAUUUGGGUUGGAUUUAGGUAACAACAACUCUGUUUUGGCCGUUGCCAGAAACAGAGGCAUUGAUGUUGUCGUCAAUGAAGUUUCGAACAGAUCCACACCAAGCAUGGUGGGAUUUGGCCAGAAGAAUAGGUUUUUGGGUGAAGCUGGUAAGAACAAGCAGACGUCAAACAUCAAGAACACUGUGGACAAUUUGAAGAGAAUCGUCGGCUUGAACUACGACGAUGCCGACUUUGCCACGGAAGCCAAGUACUUCAGUUCUAAGCUUGUCAAGUUGGACAAUGGUAAAAUUGGUGCCCAAGUGAGAUUUGCAGGCGAACAACAGACGUUCUCUGCCACUCAGUUGGCUGCUAUGUUCAUCGACAAAGUCAAGAACACUGUGAUCUCUGAAACCAAGGCUAACAUUACCGAUGUGGCUAUCGCUGUACCAGCUUGGUACACCGAGGAACAGCGUUACCUAAUCGCUGAUGCCGCUAAGAUCGCCGGUUUGAACCCAGUCAGAAUCGUGAACGACGUCACUGCGGCGGCUGUUUCUUACGGUGUUUUCAAGGGCGAUUUGCCAGAAGGUGACCAAAAACCAAGAAUCGUCGCUUUUGUUGAUAUCGGCCACUCUACAUACACCUGUUCGAUUGGUGCCUUCAAGAAGGGUGAACUUAAGGUCUUGGGAACCGCUUACGACAAACAUUUCGGUGGUAGAGAUUUCGACCGUGCCAUCACUGAACAUUUUGCCGACUUGUUCAAGACCAAGUACAAGAUCGAUAUCAGAGAGAAUGCCAAGGCUUACAACAGAGUUAUCACUGCUGCUGAAAAACUGAAGAAAGUGUUGUCGGCUAACACUGCUGCUCCCUUCAAUGUUGAAUCUGUCAUGAACGACGUCGACGUUUCCUCUGAAUUGAGCCGUGAGGAUUUGGAAGAACUUGUCAGACCUCUAUUGGACCGUGUCACCGUGCCAAUUGAACAAGCUUUGGCGAACGCCAAGCUUACUGUCGAGGACGUGGAUUUUGUUGAAAUCAUUGGUGGUACCACUCGUAUUCCAAGCUUGAAGGACUCCAUCUCUAAGGCUUUUGGUAAGCCACUAUCCGCUACCUUGAACCAGGAUGAGGCUAUCGCCAAAGGUGCUGCUUUCAUUUGCGCCAUUCACUCUCCAACCAUGAGAGUUCGUCCUUUCAAGUUCGAGGACGUUCACCCAUACUCUGUCUCUUACUUCUGGGACAAGCAAGAAGAAGACGAAGAUCAUCUAGAAGUUUUCCCAGCUGGAAGCUCUUUCCCAUCUACCAAGUUGAUCACCCUUCACCGCACUGGUGACUUCUCCAUGGAAGCCAAAUACACAAACGCCAAGGAAUUGCCCGCUGGUACCCCUGUGGAGCUCGCCAAAUGGGACAUUACGGGUGUUCAACUUCCAAAGGGUCAAACUUCCAUCCCUGUCAAGCUAAAAUUGAGAUGCGAUCCAUCUGGAUUACACACCAUCGAGAGUGCCUACACUGUGGAGGACAUUACCGUUCAAGAAGAAAUUCCAAAGGAGGCCGAUGCUCCAGAAGACGCUGAGCCUGAAUACAGAGAAGUCACCAAGACUGUCAAGAAGGACACUUUGAAUAUUGUGGCUCAUACCUUUGCGUUAUCCGAAAAGAAGUUGAACGAGUGUAUUGAAAAGGAGAACGAGCUUGCCGCUCAGGACAAGUUGGUCGCCGAAACUGAGGACCGUAAGAACGCUUUGGAGGAGUACAUUUACACUUUGCGUGGUAAAUUGGAUGAGGAAUACGCCAGCUUUGCUUCCGACGAAGAAAAGUCCAAAUUGAAAGAUAUGCUUGCUAAGGCCGAAGACUGGCUUUACGAAGAUGGUUUCGACUCCAUCAAGGCCAAAUACAUUGCUAAGUACGAGGAGCUCGCUUCUUUGGGUAACAUCAUCAGAGGCAGAUACUUGGCUAAAGAAGAAGAGAAGAGGCAAGCUUUGAGAGCUAAACAAGAAGCUUCUCAAAUGGCUGAGAUGGCUGAAAAGCUUGCUGCUCAAAGAAAGGCUGAAGCUGAGAAGAAGGAAGAGAAGCCAGAUGCUGAAGGUGACAUCGACCUCGAUUAA
This is a messenger RNA of Lachancea mirantina, 2082 nucleotides long. The record is from the annotation of a GenBank genome assembly. Lineage: Eukaryota; Fungi; Ascomycota; Saccharomycetes; Saccharomycetales; Saccharomycetaceae.